CACCUUGGUAGAGUGAGUGGCUUGGCUCUACACCACAAGUAUUCAUCCCUAUACUCCUCCUUUGCGACGUUUGCCUGGAUCGAUAUCUUAGGACGUAAACUCAGAAUAGAUCCACUGGUUGUCACCAACACACGUCGCCCAGCAUGGACCCUGGAUUUAACCCGGAUGAGAUUGCUCCAAUUGCCAUUCUCAUGGACGAGCUUCGCUCAGAGGACGUACAACUACGUCUCAAUGCCAUCCAUCGCAUCUCCACCAUCGCCCUCGCUCUCGGACCAGAACGCGCCAGAGAGGAGUUGAUACCCUUUCUUCAAGACUCUGUAGACGACGAAGAUGAAGUCCUACUUGCCCUUUCCGAGGAGCUGGGUCGUAAUUUCGAAGAGUACAUUGGUGGCCCCCAGUUCGCCCAUCUCUUGUUGGGGCCGUUGGAAAACCUAUCUGCCGUAGAAGAGACGUUGGUGAGGGAUAAAGCGGCCGAAUCUAUCACCAAGAUUUCUGCUAUCCUUAGCUCCCAGCAGAUCGAACAGUACUACAUUCCCCUCCUCCAGAAGCUGUCGCGCGGCGAAUGGUUCACUUCUCGCACAUCUGCCUGUGCUCUCUAUCACCCUGCGUACGAUAAGGUCUCGCCACAAAUCCAGGACGAUCUGAGGAGGGGCUUCGCGUCAUUGGGAUCUGAUGACACGCCGAUGGUUCGGAGGGCUGCAGCCAAGUGGCUUGGACACUUCGUCAAGAAGUUGUCGAAACAACACGUCCUGAACGAAGGUCUCACUAUCUACCGCCGCCUUCAGGGUGAUGACCAAGACUCUGUCCGCCUACUAACGGUCGAGGACUUGAUUGCGAUUGCGCAGCAGCUGACACCAGCUGAAGCGAAGGAGCAGCUUUUGAAGCAGAUUCGCCAGUCCAUGACAGACAAGAGCUGGCGCGUGCGGUACAUGGCGGCGUCGCAUUUCAAUGAACUCGCUGAAGCUGUUGGUCAAGAGUUGGUCAAGGAUGAGCUCAUACAGCACUACGUUCAGCUUCUCAGGGACAAUGAAGCUGAAGUCCGUACUGCCGCUGCUGGCCAGAUACCAGGCUUCUCCAAGCUCUUAGACAAGGAAGUCAUCUUGCUGCGCAUCAUUCCCUGCGUCCGCGACCUUUGCCAGGACACCUCUCAGCACGUCCGCGCUGCUGUCGCGAUUCAGAUAGCUGGCCUCGCACCGCUCCUUGGAAAAGAGGCAACCAUCGAACACCUUCUCCCGCUGUUCUUGCAUCUGCUCAAGGACGAAUUCCCCGAAGUUCGGCUGAACAUCAUCAGCAAGCUCGAAACCGUCAAUCAAGUAAUCGGUAUCGAGCUGCUGUCGGAAAGCCUGCUACCAGCCAUUAUCGAACUUGCUGAAGACAAAUCCUGGCGAGUCCGGCAGGCAAUUAUCGAGCACAUCCCCCUGUUGGCGACGCAGCUCGGCAAGCCGUUCUUUGACGAGCAGCUCGGUAACCUCUGCAUGUCUUGGUUGGGAGACAACGUGUACAGCAUUCGUGAAGCUGCAACUGUCAAUCUGAAGAAGUUAGCGGCGGUGUUCGGCGUGGAGUGGGCGAAGUCUCAAAUUGUCCCGAAAGUCAUUGGCAUGGGCCAGCAUCCCACAUACUUAUUCCGCAUGACAACGGUUCAGGCCAUCACGACCAUUGCGCCUGUCCUCACCUUGGACAUCAUCAGCGGUGAUAUCAUAGAGACACUGCUUCAGCUUGGACAGGACCCCAUCCCGAACAUCCGUUUCAACGUUGCCAAAUCGCUCGAGGUCCUCGCUUCCACGUUUGGUAACGCGCCUGAAGGCAAGCAGCUUGUACUACAGAAGAUUGUCCCGACGUUGGAGGCUCAGCAGAAGGACCCGGAUGCCGACGUGCGGUUCUUCGCAUCAAAAGCGCUGCAGCAAGUUCGUGCGCUCGAAGGAGCAUAAGCAUAGGGUUUUGGUCUCGAACGGUCUCGCGAAAGCCCGUGCUGUUCAUCAUAUUGUGGUCCUAAAGUACGAAUUGGUAUCAUAUGUAGUUUACGAAACCGGUUUCAACGUGAUGCAA
Phanerochaete carnosa HHB-10118-sp is the source of this 2046-nucleotide messenger RNA. RefSeq lists its product as uncharacterized. NCBI's taxonomy places the organism in Eukaryota, Fungi, Basidiomycota, Agaricomycetes, Polyporales, Phanerochaetaceae. The record is from RefSeq and is a predicted model, not a curated record. The transcript has 9 exons. Gene Ontology annotation, cellular component: protein phosphatase type 2A complex; cytoplasm. Gene Ontology annotation, molecular function: protein binding; protein phosphatase regulator activity. Gene Ontology annotation, biological process: protein dephosphorylation. Bases 144 to 1928 code for a protein of 594 amino acids.